AUGGAUUCUCUUGAUGUCAACACCAUGGGUUCCGCCAUUGUCUCUGUGAAAUCUCCUCCAUCUUCACCCCAAACAACCCUUUCCAUCUCAAUUCCAACACCUCCUGCUUCUGGUCCUAAUUUGCCUGAGCAUCUGGCGUACAAGAAGCAAUUGCGAGCAUUUGCUCUAAGGUCAAAUAUGGUAGCUCCCAUGUAUCAAACCAUUAAGGAGGGGCCUCAACAUGCUUCAAACUUUAGGUCAACAGUGUGGGUUGGUGGGAUGAGUUUCAGUUCCUCUGCCACUUUCUCUAAACAAAAACGUGCCGAGAAUGAUGCUGCUGGAGUUGCUCUGAAGGAACUAAUUGAAAAAUUUAGAGAUGAAGAUCGCCCUGUUGUGUAUGAGAAUAUUUUCUUUUCCAAAUUGAUCUUGAAUGAAUAUGCUAGCAAGCUGAAAGUGGAACCACCUACAUUCAACACUAUUAAGCUUGAAGGGUCCCUUCCUCUUUUCAUAUCAACUUUGGUUUUCAAGGGUACAAAUUACACCGGCGAAGCUGCUAGAAAUAAAAGAGAGGCUGAGCAGUUAGCAGCACGUGCUGCUAUUGUUUCAAUUCUUGGUGAUUCCAGUUCAGGAUUGCUUCGUGACAUAGUAAAGUCAAAAUCUAGAAUUCUUGCUGAAGCCAAACCAAACAAAUCCCAACACAUAGAUGCUCAUCCAGUAUCAGCCAUGGAAAAUGCAGGACUUCCCUUUGUUUCACAGCAUCAUAAGGAUAAGGAGGUUUCAAGUCUUGUAGCUGCUAAUAAUAAUGAAACAAAUAUUGCACUUCAUGCACCUCCUCCUACAGUGCUUUCCUUGUUUCCAGAAUCUCAAAUGUCUGAACAUAUACCAUCCCUUGAAGCUACUGUCACUGAGCUUCCAAAUAUGAAUCUCCAUCCAGGUUUAGAACGCCCGGUUGCCCAUGUUUCUCACCCAGAAUCUCAGAUGCCUAACCAUAGACUAUCCGUUGAAGCCACCAUCACUGAGAUUCCAAAUUUGAAUUUCCAUCCUGGUUUAGAACAGUCUAUUGGCAAUGCUUCUGGUUCAAAAAAGAAGCGAAAGAACAAGAAGAAGGCUAAAAAGAGGCCACAAUUGGAAUCUGUGUAA
Molecule: messenger RNA, 1119 nt
Organism: Abrus precatorius (Indian licorice)
Lineage: Eukaryota; Viridiplantae; Streptophyta; Magnoliopsida; Fabales; Fabaceae
Product: double-stranded RNA-binding protein 4-like
Exons: 4
Coding region: 1-1119 (372 amino acids)
Source: RefSeq, a predicted model, not a curated record